AUGCCUUCAGUACAAAAAACCGUCGUAAAGAAAUCACAUAAAUUCGUCAUUGAUUGUACCGCCCCAGCCGGUAAAAUCGUCGAUGUUGCUGCUUUCGAAAAGUACUUACACGAUAGAAUCAAAGUUGACAACAAAGUUGGUAACCUCGGUUCAACUGUUGUUAUCUCAAAAGAUAAAUCAAAGAUCAUCAUCAACACCACCAUCCCAUUCUCAAAGAGAUACCUCAAAUAUUUAACCAAGAAAUUCUUAAAAUUCAAACAAAUCAGAGAUUUCUUACGUGUUGUUGCCACCACCAAAAACACCUACGAACUCAGAUACUUCAACAUUGGUGACUCUGAAUCACAAGAAUAA
Molecule: messenger RNA, 351 nt
Organism: Dictyostelium discoideum AX4
Lineage: Eukaryota; Evosea; Eumycetozoa; Dictyosteliales; Dictyosteliaceae
Gene: rpl22
Product: S60 ribosomal protein L22
Exons: 2
Coding region: 1-351 (116 amino acids)
Biological process (GO): cytoplasmic translation; translation
Cellular component (GO): cytosolic large ribosomal subunit; ribosome
Molecular function (GO): structural constituent of ribosome
Source: RefSeq, a predicted model, not a curated record